Molecule: messenger RNA, 2170 nt
Organism: Malurus melanocephalus (red-backed fairy wren)
Lineage: Eukaryota; Metazoa; Chordata; Aves; Passeriformes; Maluridae
Gene: LPXN
Product: leupaxin
Exons: 9
Coding region: 364-1947 (527 amino acids)
Biological process (GO): actin cytoskeleton organization; muscle structure development
Cellular component (GO): adherens junction; stress fiber; Z disc
Molecular function (GO): muscle alpha-actinin binding; actin binding
Source: RefSeq, a predicted model, not a curated record
GCCUUUCGAGUCCUUUCUGCUUCUGCAUUUCAGCUCCUGAGCUCUGGUAUGUUCCUAGAAAACAAAAGUGUGUCCAACAGUCCCGAGAGCGUGCUAAUAACCCCCCUCAGUGUGGAGAACCACAGUCCCCCCGCCCAGACACCGGCAAGGAGAAGAAUGGCCUUGCAUGAAAGCUAAAGAAAAGCUCAGGAUCCUCGCACAGGGAUUCUUCCUGUCCCUGCUCCUAUCAGCUCCAUGCCAACCUGUCCCUGCUGAGGUGGCAGAGAUGUUGCUGGUCACCUGCCUGGCGCUGCCUCGUCCAAACACCUGAACAAGAGCCUGAAGGACACUCCGAGCCAUGUGCACCCAUCUCUGGCAUCAACCAUGGUCCUUGGAGCUGUUCCCACAUCCUCUGCCUGCUCCCAGGAGAUUGCUCUGCCAAAAAGGGAUUUACUGUUACCUGGAAAUGCAAGACAAGGCUCCAGAAGUGUCCCCAGAAUGUGCCGGCACCGCUCCAUCACACUGCCCCAAAUCCACCUGUGUCCACCUGGCACGGGGACACUGCUCCUUGUCACAUGUGGCUGGUGGCAUCUGGAAAGAGCCUGGGUCAGCAGGACAUCCACGUUCUGGCCUCUGGAGCUCCUUGGGCAGCCUGUUGGCCRGUUUGUCCCCUCUGCAGUGCCGGGCUGGGCUGUGGUGGCUCCCUGUGGCCCAGCUGUGCCAGUUACRUGUGGUGUCAGCACGCAGCCCACAAAGGAAACCCUGGGUGACAAACCCCGGUGGGGGCGGAGGCGAGACCGGAACAGAGCGGGCACAGCCUCCACUGCCAUCUCAGCGCCUCGGGGCGCUGCUCCUGUCCCCAGGACCCCUCGCCAAGGCAGGAUGGAGGAUUUGGAUGCUUURCUGGCAGAGCUGGAGCAGAGCUCCUGCCUGGCACCCAAGGACAGCGUGCCACAGGGACCAAGCUCCUGCCAGGAUGGCACCCCGAAGGUGCCACUGCCACCUCGAGAUCAGGCUCCAGGAGAGGGUUUGGAUUCACUGUACAGCAUCCCUGUGCCRGUCCCAAAGCCGCAGCUGCCCUCASCCCCACCCACGGAGGCCGCCCGGCAGCUGGACGAGCUCCUGGCUGACCUGGGCCAUAUGCAGAGCAAGCUGUUGGGACAGGGAUCCGGGGUGCCCGCGGAGUCGCCGCUGGACAACAUGCUGGGCAGCCUGACCCGGGACCUGCAGGAGCUGGGCAUCACAGCCGCGCCCGCCGGGGUCUGCGCCGCCUGCCACAAGCCCAUUGCCGGCAAGGUGCUCACGGCCCUGGGCAAAACUUGGCACCCGGAGCACUUCACCUGUGCCCGCUGCGGGCGGGAGCUGGACAAGGGGCCCUUCUUCGAGCAGGGCGGGCAGGCGUUCUGCGAGGACGAUUAUCACCAGGCCUUCUCCCCGCGCUGCGCCUACUGUGCCGGCCCCAUCCGCGAGAAAGUCCUCACGGCCCUGGAGCAGACCUGGCACCCSGAGCACUUCUUCUGUGCCCACUGCGGGAAGGUGUUCGGAGAUGAGGGGUUCAUGGAGCGAAACGGGAAACCAUACUGCCACCAGGACUUCCUGGCCGUGUUUGCCCCCAAAUGCCAGGGCUGCGAGCGCCCCGUCACAGACAAUUACAUUACAGCCCUGGAGGGUGUGUGGCACUUGGAGUGCUUUGUGUGCACGGAGUGCCUGACUGGCUUCACCAGCGGCUCCUUCUUCGAGCUGGAGGGGCGGCCCUACUGCGAGCUGCACUUCCACCAGCGGCAGGGCACCAUCUGCCACGGCUGCGGCCGCCCCGUCACCGGGCGCUGCGUCACGGCCGCGGGCCGCAGGUACCACCCCGAGCACUUCGUGUGCACCUACUGCCUGGGCCGGCUGCACAAGGGCACCUUCCACGAGCGUGGCGACAAGAUGUACUGCCAGCCCUGCCACGACAAGCUCUUUGUCUGAGCCCCGGGGCCCAGCACACAGCYACCCUGCCCAGCUGUGCCCAGCAUCAUCCUGCCAUUGUCCCUGCUGACCCAAACAUGCCUCAUACCGCCCCCAUCAACAUCCCUGGUACCAGUCCUGCUCAUGCAACUGCUACUGCCAAGCCGGACAUCAUUCCUUGUCCCCCUCCCUGCAAGACAUCCCUGGCAUUGCGCUCUGCAUUUGAAGCAAUAAAACACCUGGU